Molecule: messenger RNA, 3306 nt
Organism: Hippocampus zosterae (dwarf seahorse)
Lineage: Eukaryota; Metazoa; Chordata; Actinopteri; Syngnathiformes; Syngnathidae
Product: leucine-rich repeat-containing protein 3-like
Exons: 4
Coding region: 691-1626 (311 amino acids)
Molecular function (GO): protein binding
Source: RefSeq, a predicted model, not a curated record
AACGAUUCGAUGCUGCAAUCCAUUUCAGUGUGCUGCUCCUUGUGGUGUGCCCGCCUUUGCCACCAGGAGGCAUCAUGCAUUCAUGUAGACACAAUAUAAGGAAAAAAGACUUCUUCAACACCAUCCCAUGUACCCUUUUCGCAACAGUGCCGUUUCAUAUUUCUUGCUCAGGCAUGUGUCAUCGCCUAACCCCCUUUUCUCACAUUCGCACACACGUCCCCUUUAAAUAUUCAUGCAUUCAUACUCCUCUUGAAAUCCCUCCCCUUCUCAGGGCGCAUGACGCCUGUAAUCAAUAAGAAAAUAAUAUAGUCAUUCACAUGACGGGUACGCGAGGAUGAUGACACGUGAGAUGCUCCUCGGGAGAGAAAGGGAGAGGAGAACAAGUGUGUGUGUUCGAGAGACAGGGACACGCCCACUCCUCUUUAUUCCAAGCUGUCCCUUGCUUUCACUUCAGUCACUGAUGCUCGCCUCACAGGCACAGCAGAGUAGAUCUCAACAUUCAUUUAUAUUUGUUUGUGCGCACUACCGAAAAUGACGUUGAAUCAGCUUUGGUUGACCUGAAUAUCCCUUAAAAGGAUUUGAGAAAAUUUAACGACAAACUUCAGAGGAACACAUUGACACGUGGCGGCCAUUUUGCCUUUUGCCGUCGACUGACAAUGACAUCAAAGUGCCUGAGGGCUCAGCUUGCGAAUGUCACUUGACCAAAGCCAGAAAAGAGACGGCGGCGGUGACGUCCGAGUGGAGGUGCGUAUCGGGGGCCUACACCGAGGCCAUGUGCCCAGUUCCGCCACAGCGACCAUGGAGCAGACCUCGAACACAAGAAAACCCCCAGGAAGAGUUGUGGUGCCAUGGUUGUGUAGCAUCUUAUUCUUCUGCUCCCUCUGGAGCUCGGCCCGGUCGCAGUGUCCCGACGGCUGCCACUGCGCCUGGGACACGGCCACCGUGCUGUGCUCGGACGCCGGCCUCCAAGAGAUCCCCGUGGGGAUCCCGCCGGACACGGUGUCGCUGCACUUGGAGCGCAACAAUAUCCGAAGCCUCCCCGAGAGCGCUUUCGUGGAGCUGGCCCAUCUGCGGGACCUCUACCUGGCACACAACCGCAUCGACUCGCUGUCUUCGGGGGCCCUGCGCCGGCUGGGUCCUGAGUUGCGCCUUCUGGACCUGUCGCACAAUCAGCUGAGGCAGGCCAGCCGCGACGAGUUCGGGGGCACGCGGGCCAAGACGCGCCUGUACCACAACCCCUGGCACUGCGACUGUACGCUCCAAGAACUCAUGGAGGCGCUCAACCUGGAAGCCGAGACGGUCAACGGAAUCGUCUGCGAGAGCUCAGUGCGAGGGCUGGGUGAGGCCAGCCGUUGGGAGGACCCGGGCGUGUUGGGCGAGCACGCUGGUCAGCCUCUGGUCCGACUCCUGGACUCGGGCGUGAAUUUCUGCAGCUUGCAGCGCAAGACCACCGACGUGGCCAUGCUGGUCACCAUGUUCGUGUGGUUCUUCAUGGUCAUCGUGUACGUGGUUUACUACGUCAGGCAGAACCAGGCCGAGGCUCGCCGGCACCUGGAGUACCUGAAGAGCCUACCGAGUCCUCGUAAGACCCCCACGGAGACGGACACCCUGAGCACUGGCUUCUGAAUUUUUAACCCCUGUGACUACUGAAAUACUGUACGGCUUCUUGGUCAAGCAAAACGGUUAAUCUGUUUGCUUUUUUUAGCCAGAACAGUUUUUCUGUGAAACACACAUAGUUUGAUCACCCACGAUUGUGCCCUCCUGCAAAUUGCAAACAUCAGCGAAUGAUCAAAUACCCACUAAAAUGAUUUUGUAAUUGCAUCUAGAUGCCGCAAAUGGCGGCAAAGCCUUUAAAACCCAGACUGCAAUUCAGUUUAAAUGAUUAACUGUAGAAGCAACGGACAAAAAAAAAAAAGAAUCAGCAAAGGAUCACUACCAUGCCGCUAACAUGUCCACAAUUACAAAGCUGUUACAGAAACGACUAUUCAGUACAGUGGUGCCUUGAGGUGUGAAUCAAUUUUUUUUUGUCUUCAGACACGCUCAAAUUGCAGAUGUGAGUACACUUCACACCCCCACCGCUAGAUGGCGAGAGCACACUUCACAUCAUCAAGUCACCAGGGGGCAUUCAAAGUUCAAAGUAGUCAUGUAAAAUUACCCCCCCCCCCCCAAAAAAAGCAAAAGACAAUUCAAAACGAAUCACCUCACACACGAAAGAUGAACCUCGAUGUAGCGGCCGUUCCUUGUAUAGAAAAAUGUAUGAAUCUUUUUUUUUUACUCUCUUUGUGCUCCUCUUUCACUUGAUUUGAAACCACUAUGCCCUCUACUGCCCUCUUCAAUGUCUUAUUCAGUUCAAGUGACUCAGAUGAAAGGAGAGCGUCACCCUCGUCGUCAUCAUCUGGACUGUGCUUGUCAUUUGAUUGUGAUUGAUGCUUACAUGGACAUUUAUUAUUAUUAGUUGUAGGGGUUUUUUUUCCCUUCAGGGCACCGGACCAAGAAAACUGUUGAUUUUUCCUCAGGAGUAUCAUAACAUUUCAAAAAUGUAGGCCAGAGUUGGGCCUCGGUAGCUGUUAUUCUCUUUAAAAAAAAGUUCAAAAUAUGAUAAUUAUAAUAUUAUUAUUAUAUCGUAGCUGUCCUGUGAAAAUCAAGUAUGUCCAUUUUUGUCAUUUGUAAAAUGUUUACAUUUAUGGGGUGUCCAAUAUGUAUACUAUGAUUUAAAGUCAUUGGAAACGUGACAUUGCCAAAUUAAAGUUGUUCGGGGAAAAAAAAGUCUGCCUCUGAGAAUGUUGUGUUCAGGCUGACAUGGAAAUGUCCCCAAUCGCUUCAAAUUCUCAAGUUCUUUUUUUUUGUUCCAACUUUUUUCUCAUCGGAUUACAACUUCAGUCUUAGAGUAUCAUAUACUGCAUUUAUUUUCUAGGUUUCAGAGUUGAAAUCCUCUUUUCUUAUUUCUUGACCAUGCAACACCAACACAACAUUCUGUUGGUCGCAAAUUCAAAUUUCUCUCAAGUGCCUGCUUGCCUUUUUUUCAGAAUAACUAAUAAUCAAACACAUUUAUAAAACUGUUUUUCAGUGUGCCUCUUUGUAUGAAUGUAUUUUUCUCACGUCUUGUGUCUUUUGUGUGACAUAAUAAUGUUUGUACUUUCUAUUGUCAAAACCAAAUCAAAAUGUUGCUUAAUGUGAUCUGUAUGACAUACUCCGUUAUAUGACUUCAAUAGUUGCGUGAUUUUUUAAAAAUGUUAUUUUCAUUCGAUGCGAAAAAUUUGUUUCUUAUUGUUAUGUGAGCUUCAUAAUAAAUGUGUACGUGGAAAA